This is a messenger RNA of Limulus polyphemus (Atlantic horseshoe crab), 476 nucleotides long. RefSeq names its product cytochrome P450 3A19-like. Gene Ontology annotation, molecular function: iron ion binding; oxidoreductase activity, acting on paired donors, with incorporation or reduction of molecular oxygen; monooxygenase activity. The transcript is spliced from 2 exons. The record is from RefSeq and is a predicted model, not a curated record. Lineage: Eukaryota; Metazoa; Arthropoda; Merostomata; Xiphosura; Limulidae. The coding region runs from base 31 to 285 and encodes 84 amino acids.
AAAAAUAUUUUCAAACAAAAGUGUUAUGUUAUGGUUCCCAGGUUUCUCCCCGAAAAUAAAAAGGAUAUCCACCCCAUGGCCUACCAACCGUUUGGAUCUGGACCAAGAAACUGUGUUGGUAUGAGAAUGGCGCAGUUGGAAGCCAAACUAGCUUUGGCUAAAAUCUUACGCGCUUACAAACUAGUUCCUUCUGAGAAGACGGAAAUUGGAGAAAUCCAAUAUAACGUCAAGCUCGUAACCAUUGGUCCAGUACAUGGCAUUCACGUGAAAGUAGUUCCUGUCUAGUGGAGGCCUCUAGUGGACUGAAAUAUUCAAAUAAAUAAGAGUUCUUUAUUUACUUACGUAAAUAUAUCAGUUGAGAUUACACACAUUGAUAUUAUUAACUCUAUUCUUGUGGAUUUUAGUUCUGAUUGAAAGUGUGGUUGCUAGUUUCUGUACUGUUAAACAGAGUUGUAACUCUAUACAACUAAAAUAAA